Lasiodiplodia theobromae is the source of this 948-nucleotide messenger RNA. RefSeq lists its product as uncharacterized. Bases 1 to 948 code for a protein of 315 amino acids. The record is from RefSeq and is a predicted model, not a curated record. NCBI's taxonomy places the organism in Eukaryota, Fungi, Ascomycota, Dothideomycetes, Botryosphaeriales, Botryosphaeriaceae. The transcript is spliced from 2 exons.
AUGGAGAACAACUCGAUCGCCAUUUUCCCCGCCUCAGGAGGCAUUGGAGGGGGGACAUAUCGUCAUCUUUUCAAUCUUAUCGAUGCGAAGAAGAUGAUCCUCGUUGCCAGGAGCCCAGAGAGGGUUCCCGAAAAGUACAGGGCUGCAGGCGCGGUCGUCAGACACGGCGACUACGAUCAGCUCAGCACUCUCGAUCACGCGUUCGAUGGAGCCCGCUACCUCAACCUGAUCUCCUACGCCAGCAUCUCGCAUAGGCAUCGAUUCAACGUCCAAAAGGCGGCAAUCGACGCGGCCGUCAAGUCCGGCGUGACCCAUGUUUUUUACUCCUCUCUCGGGUUCGCUGGUGGCAAGGACGACACCAUCGCCCACGUCAUGAAAGCUCACCUCGAUACCGAGAAGUACCUCGCCCAGCUCGCCGCUAGUGUUUCUGGCUUUACCUACACCGUCGUGCGCCAAGGCCUGUACACCGAGUCUUUCCCCAUGUACCUGGCCUUCCUUGACCUGAAGAACCCUCCCGCUGAGGUGAAGAUCCCCCAUGACGGCACAGGCCCAGGCAUUUCUUGGGUGAAGCGGGACGAGUUGGGUGAGGGUACCGCCCACCUGAUUGCAGACUUCUGCAAAGACCCGGCCUCUUUCCCGUACGUCAACACCAAACUUCUGCUUUCAGGCCCUCGGGACGUUUCCCUUGAAGAGAGCGUUGAGAUAAUCGGUCGCGUUCUCGGGAAAGACAUCAAGGUCCGACAAGUUUCGGUCGACGAAUGGGCCACGCAGGAUUCUGUCAGAGGAGCAUCGCAUUACUUGGAAGGAGAUAAUGCAAAGCUGUGGGCGACGGCGUGGGACGCGCUAAAGAUCGGAGAGGGAGCUGUAGUCACGCCUCAUCUGCGGAACUUGAUUGGUAGGGAACCUGAGUCGUUUGAGAAGACGAUUUACGAUUUGUCGAGGACGUAA